AGCUUCGAGCUCGAGAUACAGGACAGUUGAAGAGUCUGUAGCACCAGCCAGAAGUGUUGCACGCGAGCACUCCAGUCUUAACCUGUGGUAGUGAACUUGAUAGGCACGACGGCGGCCUUCGCAGAUUAUUCGUGUGAGUGGGGUGACAAUUUCGGCGCACUGGAGGACAGCAGAUACGGCUCGGGCGUGUCACCAUGCCCACAGAGCAACAUGGAGUCUCCACAGCUCUACGAUAGUUCUGAUUACAAGAAGAACGCUGCUGCUUCUCUCAAGGUCAAAGCCAACCUGUCGGCGUACUCGAACGAGGAGUACGGCGACCUGGCAGAACUAAACGCACCAGAGAUCUCGCUGGACCUACACAACCUCAUCGACGACUCUCAGUUCAGCGAGGGAUUCAUCCAAGGAAUCGAGAGCCUGAGUGUCGACAAGCCCACAGCCCCAAGGGGCCUCGGUGUCAACAUGUACAAUCCUCUCGCUUACCUGCCACAGCCCGUCCACGGCGCAACCCAGUUCGACAGGCAGUACCAAGAUCGAGGGGGUCAUGAUCACCUGCCCAUUAAAGAGGAACCCCAGGAAUCCCCACACCCAGAGCUGCAGCCACACGAAUACAGUUCCUGUGCCAGAGUAGGAGCGGCGGCGGCGGCGGGUUAUGGAGCGGCAGCGGGAUAUCCGACGGGAGUGCCUGCGUACUCAAACAUGACGCCCACCACGGUGCCCGGCGCGGAUUCCCUGUGCAGAUCUCCCCUCAAGUCCCCGACGGGCGGCAAAAUGAUGCCCGGAUGCAAGAAGAAUGUGGACAAAUCCAGUGAGGAAUACAAGCGAAGGAGGGAGAGGAACAACAUUGCUGUUAGAAAGAGCCGAGAAAAGGCGAAAAUGAGGACGAGGGAGACAGAGGAAAGAGUUAAGAAGCUGGUGAUGGACAACGAUCGUCUUCAUAAGAAGUGUGAGCUGCUUAGUAAGGAGGUCGCUGUCUUCCACUCCAUGUUCGCCAAUGUACACUGUCUGCCGGAUCACGUCCAGCGGGAGCUUCGCAAGCAGAUGGAGGCGUUCAGCCAGCAACACCAGCACCUGGUGAACAUGUGAUCCCGGCCCGGCCCUGCUCCGGCGCCCCUCGCUCGCCGCACUCCUCCCCACCGCGCCUGUCCGCGGAAUCCUCGUCUAUACUCAAGUAUAGACGCGUCGACACCCGGACAGGCAGAAGCAUGGCCAGACGAACGGCAUGUCACGGCCGAGGACAAGCAGUGCAGGCGUGGGCCAGCCCGGAGUGGCAGUAGUCUGGACAUGCUGUAAAUCCCCGUCGCACGAGAAGGGGGAGGGGUGGCCACCAAGUAUUGGUUACCUACUUGAUCGCCCCAAGCAGGCCCCGGGUGGAGGAGGGGAGCGCCGAGGCGUGUACCAGGGCCUGACAUCAGUGAGGCAAGGUGCCGUGGGGCGGGGGCUGCGUCUUGUUCCUUCCGCCCCGUCGUCUCUCCCUCUUGUAUAGUUUAUGUCUUAAGUUAUGAGAACAGAGAGGGGGUGGCGCGGGGGGAGGAGACCGAAAGAGUAUACUGAAGAAGCUCCUUGUGAUAGACGCCCCUCCAGAACCACUACAAAUGACGCCAUGAGACUCGUUAUAGUGACUGAGGUGUGAGACUGACGUGUGCCUGAAUCGCGUAAGUGAAAGAAUACAAAGUAUUUUAACGAAGAGAAAUCAAAGUUUUGUAAUUGUUAUGAUAAAAAUAAUAACUUAAUAAAAAUAUAUAUAUUGA
This is a messenger RNA of Scylla paramamosain (green mud crab), 1748 nucleotides long. RefSeq names its product CCAAT/enhancer-binding protein-like (gene slbo). The record is from RefSeq and is a predicted model, not a curated record. Gene Ontology annotation, molecular function: RNA polymerase II cis-regulatory region sequence-specific DNA binding; DNA-binding transcription factor activity, RNA polymerase II-specific. Gene Ontology annotation, biological process: regulation of transcription by RNA polymerase II; DNA-templated transcription. Lineage: Eukaryota; Metazoa; Arthropoda; Malacostraca; Decapoda; Portunidae. The transcript is spliced from 2 exons. Bases 211 to 1083 code for a protein of 290 amino acids.